UGCAGAGUCUGUUUCCAAACAUAAGGUUAGUAAAGAAUAAAGUUUUUUUUUUGUUUAAUUAUCCAGAAACGCCGGUGAGGACUUGAGAGGAUAAUAAACACACAGAGAGCGACGGAGAGACUGAGAGAAGAAGGAAGAGAUGGAGAAGUAUUUUGGGAAUGCGUAUAGGGGAGAUCCAGGAGUGCCGCACGCAGAUGCUGAUAGGUUCGUGAACAUAUGGAUUGGUUCGGCUGCCUUCUCUGUUCUCACAUGGGUCAAUCCUUACAUGUGGCAGCUCUCCAACCAGUUCAAUUAUCAUGAUAAGUGGAUGCUCUUUGAGCAGCACCACUGGAAAAAGGCAAGGGCGAAGAAGCAGCCUUAUGAAUUCAAGUGGAAUAAGAUACCAAAAGAAGUCAGGGACUCGUAUUAUUACAACUGGCCUGUCUACUUCCCUUAGAUGAAAGCCUCUCUGCCUUGAAAUCUUCUCAGCUGCCUUGUGGUCAGCAGAGAAACAACUAAAAAAAACUUGCUUCUUGUUCUGUGCCUUUUGUACUUCUGUUGGAUUUAAAGUUUGGUUUGUAUUUGAUCACUCAACUUUUCUCUGUUUAAUUAUUCUCCUCUGGUUGAAACUCUUA
Messenger RNA from Brassica napus (rape), 614 nucleotides. RefSeq lists its product as uncharacterized. The transcript is spliced from 3 exons. NCBI's taxonomy places the organism in Eukaryota, Viridiplantae, Streptophyta, Magnoliopsida, Brassicales, Brassicaceae. The record is from RefSeq and is a predicted model, not a curated record. The coding region runs from base 140 to 436 and encodes 98 amino acids.